This is a messenger RNA of Calypte anna (Anna's hummingbird), 2711 nucleotides long. RefSeq names its product solute carrier family 39 member 11 (gene SLC39A11). Lineage: Eukaryota; Metazoa; Chordata; Aves; Apodiformes; Trochilidae. Gene Ontology annotation, biological process: zinc ion transmembrane transport. The transcript has 10 exons. Gene Ontology annotation, molecular function: zinc ion transmembrane transporter activity. Gene Ontology annotation, cellular component: membrane. The coding region runs from base 67 to 1095 and encodes 342 amino acids. The record is from RefSeq and is a predicted model, not a curated record.
CGGCGGCGACACGUGUGCGGCACCAGGAAGUGGCGGCGCGGCCGGGCCGGGAGUGCCGGGGUCAGGAUGAUCCCGGGGCAGGGGCCGGUGAUCCAGGCAGUGCUGGGGACAUUCCUCACCUGGGGGCUGACAGCAGCUGGCUCAGCACUGGUGUUUGUGUUCUCCAGUGGGCAGAGGAGGAUCCUAGAUGGGAGCUUGGGCUUUGCUGCAGGGGUGAUGCUGGCUGCUUCCUACUGGUCCCUGCUGGCCCCAGCCAUCGACCUGGCCCAGGACUUGGGCACCUUUGGAGUUUUUUCCUUCCUCCCUGUGGCCCUGGGCUUCUCCCUGGGAGCAGCUUUUGUCCAUCUGGCUGAUCUGCUCCUCCCAGCACUGGGUUUCAGUGGACCUCCCCACGCAGCCUUUGCCUUGAGCUGCGACCAGCGAGCGGUGAAAGAGAAAUCUGAGCAGGAAGCUUUGCAGCCCUGGGACCACAGGAGCGAGUUGUCCAUCCCCAUAGGUAGAGCUGGGCUCCAUCCAGACAAAGGUGAGAACGGGGAGCCCUACCAGAGGAGGAGGGGUGCAGGGGCCAGCCUGCCUGAGAGCCCCCCAGCAUUCCCCCCCAGCAGGGAUGGUGCCCCCACAGCUGGGAGCAGCAGCUGGAGACGGAUUCUGCUGAUGAUCCUGGCUAUAACCAUCCACAACAUCCCAGAGGGGCUGGCAGUGGGAGUUGGAUUUGGGGCUAUUGGAAAAUCAGCAUCUGCAACCUUCCAAAGUGCCAGGAACUUAGCAAUUGGGAUUGGGAUUCAGAAUUUCCCGGAGGGCCUGGCUGUCAGCCUGCCCCUACGUGGUGCUGGAUUUUCCACCUGGAAAGCCUUCUGGUAUGGGCAGCUGAGUGGCAUGGUGGAGCCCUUGGCUGGUGUCCUGGGUGCCUUUGCCGUGGUGGUGGCUGAGCCUCUCCUGCCCUAUGCCUUGGGCUUUGCUGCUGGAGCCAUGGUCUAUGUGGUGAUGGAUGAUAUCAUCCCGGAGGCACAGACCAGUGGCAAUGGGAAGUUGGCUUCCUGGACCUCCAUCCUGGGAUUUGUGGUGAUGAUGUCCCUGGACGUUGGGCUCGGGUAGGGCAGCAAAGCACUCCUCAGGAGAAGCCUUCAAAGCCAUUUCUGGGCAGCGUUUGGAACUGGACACACGUUAUCCUCAAGAUCCUUUCUGUACAUAUGUUGGUUUUUUAUUUUAAUCUGGUUCGGUGUUGAUUUCCUAUCAUUUUAUAUCUCUUCCUCCCCUCCAACAUCAUGUCAAUGGUUUUCAAAGCACAAAGGUGGGUGGUUCCCCGUGGGUCCCAGUUUCCUUUUGCCACCAGGUUUUCUCUUCCCCUCAGGAGGUUGUAGGACAACGUGCUGGCCAGGCUGCAGGUCACCACGUCCCUUCCCUCCCAUGCUGGGCUCAUUUCUCUGGGUCAGGUUGCUCUGGGGUUUGAUCAGUUUUGUUCUCUAGAAGAUUAGAAAUUGGAUGUUGCACGUUGAGGCUGCUCUGGGGUUUUGUACCCAGGUGUUUGAACUGAGUAAGCUCCUAAUGGAGUCUUCAUUUGGAAACUUCUUUCAAAAGGCAGGGGGAAGGUUUUGGGGCUGAGGUGCAAUGCUCUGCAGGACCACAGGUCUCCAGGAUCCUGCUGGUCCUUGGGAAUGUUUUAGGGAGUUUGUUCUGAUGGAUGCAAAAAGGCAAGGAAAAAAAUCCCUGUAAGAGGGAAAGGUCAUUUUCCCCUGAUUUUCUCUCCUAACUGGGGCAUUGAUCCAAUUCAUUGUGUCCAGUACCUUGAGGUUUCCUCUGGAAAAAGAAGCAGGGUAGCAAAGUUUUUGUGUUUUCUGCUCUCUGCAGAGCCAAGGGGUGGUCACUCACCCACCCCCCGGGGAGGUGCUGGGGUACAGCAGGAUCUGUUUCCAUGGGGGGGGCCCUGUCUGCCCUUACCAAGCAAUUGCUAUUUCUGAUGUUUUGUAACUCCCCGAGGAGCCCACGGAGGUUUUUCCUGGCAGGUUUUUCUUUCCUGGUGGUGGCCCUGGUGGCUCCUCACCCUGCAGGAGAGCUGGGAGCUGAGUCAGGCUCUGAGCAGGAGGAAAUCAUUCAUCUGGGUGAAUUCAUUGUUCCUACCUGAAGGGCCAGAAAUGUGCAGCCUGUGUGUCUGCCUCCUCACCCUCUGCUUUUCAAGCAUCUCCUGCUGAUCCUGAGCAGGCAGGAGGAGUCCCUGCCAGGCAGAGGGAUGAGCUUGUCCCACCCUGCACCUGGGACAGACUGGAGCGAGGAGCUGGAAGGAUGCUGGGAGCAUCCUUUUCACUAGGGAUGCUUCUGCCUUCAGGAAGAAGGGAUUCCUGAGUCCCUUCUGCAGGAAUACCAGGAUCUCCUGGCUGCUGCCUGCAUCCUGGGCCCUCCCCACCCCGAGGGCUGGGGGUAGGAGAAGCUGCAGGAAGGGCAGCUCAAGGGACGGGGUUGAAUAAACUCAGCUGGAGGCAGGCAGGCUGCUAUGGGUCAGGUUGAUUUUGAGGUUUGUUUUGGUGGGGUUUUUUUGGUUUUGUUUUGGUGUUUUUUUGUUUUGGUUUGGUUUUUUUUAAAAUUUUUUUUUUUUUUUGGGUUGGAUUUCAUUUGUACUUCAUUGGUGUGUCACUCUGGGUGGUGAUGAUACGAAACUACUGUCUGCUGAUGGAUUUGACCUUUUAACUGUGAUUGGUUUCAAUAAAUGGGAAGUU